Manis pentadactyla (Chinese pangolin) is the source of this 1057-nucleotide messenger RNA. RefSeq names its product fibronectin type III domain containing 8 (gene FNDC8). NCBI's taxonomy places the organism in Eukaryota, Metazoa, Chordata, Mammalia, Pholidota, Manidae. The record is from RefSeq and is a predicted model, not a curated record. Gene Ontology annotation, molecular function: protein binding. Gene Ontology annotation, cellular component: nucleus. The coding region runs from base 54 to 1052 and encodes 332 amino acids. The transcript has 4 exons.
CCUGCCCCCAGUACCCAGUUUCUCUCUACUUCCUGUCAGCUUGGCUGUCCUGCAUGGUGAUGGGCUAUGGUCCCAAACUUAGCCAGAUGGCGUCAGAGGCACUCUGUAAAGUGGGAGAUGGGGAGGAGGCCAUGCUGAAGAAGGAAACUCUCCACGUUUUGAAUGCACUCAAUCAAAUGUCGAAGCCCUUUCCCAACGCCAAGUCUAUGAACAGGACUGUCACUGCCAAAGGACUCCCACUUUCUUCAAGGAGCAGUUUGGUUAACUUCCUGGAGGAAGAUACCAUCGACCUACUGAAGCCGAUGCCAACGGAGGAUUCCAAAUGCAGCUCUGACGACACCAGCAUCGCCCCCAGCUCAUUCACUUUGUCGAAUCCCAUCAAACUGGUCGUGACCCAACCCAGCAGCAGCUUCUUUGCAGGGAUGCUGGAAGGCGAGCUGGACAAACUCAGCAUCUCCUCAGUGGCUGAGAACAUAGUAAAGAGGGACCUGGCGGUCCACCCCCAGCAAUCCAAGCCCCAAAUUGCUCCUGGCGGCCUGCUGGACCUUGACAACCCUGAUGUGAACGCAGACACCUCCUCAACACCCUCGGAGUCCUCUGUGACCAUGGAAUUGCCAGAGGCCCCCUUCAUCUAUGAACACACAGUCAGCAAUUCCACAGCUGUGAUUUCCUGGACCUAUGCCUUCAGCAAGCAGCAGGUCAGCAUCUACCAGCUCCUGUUGCAGGAGGCAGACAAGACAAGAGACAAGCUGCCCAAAGCAAAAAAUCACCGCUGGGUCUUCAACGAGAUUUUGGGCACCACUGUCAAGCUGAUGGAGCUGAAGGCUGACACAAGUUACUGCGUCACCAUCCGUGCAGCCAACACAGCUGGGGUGGGGAAGUGGUGCAAGCCCUACAGAUUUGCAACCGUGGCCACUGACUUGAAGAGCUUCCCCGAGAACAACCCCAUCCAGAUCACAGUACGGCGCAAGGAACCCCAGCGGAAAACUGUGUCCAUCGGGCUGGAGGAGAUAUGGAGGCUGGAAGACCUGGAAUACCGAUUUCUCUACUAAGGGGG